AUGGCAACGUCAGUCUCUAGCGUGACCAGCUCAAGCUCCAGCUCUACCUCGUCCAAUUCCAUCACGAGCACUUCAAGUUUCAGCACUGCACCGAUGACAGGCUCUAGCACAACCAGCUCCUCCAGCAUAACCAGUUCAAGCCCAAGCUCCCGUACAACAACCUCGCUCUCCACUUUCAGCUCGAGUUCUAGCACUACUUCGAGCUCCAGCAUAACAACAGUUGCAGGAUCUGGAGGCAUUUCUGUUGCCGAAGUCCUCGAGGCGAAUGCCAGGUCUUUGAUAACGCAGCUCAGGUCAGAUAAUGUCACAACAGCCUUGACUCCACUUGGCAGAAUGACGGCGGUGAAAUUGACAGAUCAACCACCAGAAGCUGGCUUUGCGAUGGCCCGUCACUCUUUUGACAACAGCAUAUCGGCUGUGUUCAUUCCCACAGAGACCCUGCAAAAUGGUAGCUAUGGCGCUAUGGUGAUCACAACCUUUGACGGAGAGGCAAGCAAGGCUCUCAUGGGGAGAGGAGCGCCGGCAAUGUCAAGCGCUGGCAAUCCUUUGUCCUUUGCAACAGACGCUGUCGACGUUUCCUUGUUUGGCUCCGACCUGUCUGUAGGCAAUGUAACGUCCGCCAAGCCGAUUUUAUUGAAGUUGUCACCGGCAAAUCUCGAGUCAUCUUUGCUUUGCGCCUAUCAGUUGGAAGAUGGAACUUGGUCAACGGAGGGCGUACGCUGGGCAACGGCAGAGGAGCUUGAGCAGUUGAGCGGAGUUGUUGACACCUCAGGCGCUUGGUGUGCUACAUUUCACUUGUCCAUUUUUGCAAUUUUUGUGGAUGUGCUCCUCGAUUGUACCAACAUCAAUGUGCUGUCACCGGAGAACUUGCGAGAGAUCAUCGAGCGACCUGAUUGGUGGACACGACCUCCUUCGUUGUGCCUGUGGUUGCUGGUUGCGGUCUUAUUACUCUUGCUGGCUGCUGGCGUUCUGCUGGAUGCUUCCAGGUCAGCACUGUGGCAAGCCGAGUUUUUUCUCACUGAGACGCCGGGUUUUCCUCAGGGUAGCUGUUGCCGGUGCAGGGGUGAUUGUACCACAAGAAGGAACAAGAGCCAACGUCCAUCUCCUGACAUGCUGGCAGCUAUGCAAGAAUUGAAGAAAGCGCGGCCUUUCAGCAAGAUGCAGGAAAGUAUUCUUUGCCAAAACACAUUGCGCGAAGUGUCUUUACAACACAGACUCCACACGAAUUUGAUUGAGCAGCACAUAUGGGGUGCUGAAGGCUGGGUUCAAGGUAGUCUAGCUAUACAGAAGUCUGCUUUCCUCAAGGCAGUGGCUCUGCGUGUGAAGGAUAAUUUGCCCUCUGCAUACGUAAGGGUUCACAGAUCACGCUUGCGCUGCUGGUUCUCGACCUUUGUUACUACACAUCCCUUGUUUGAGAUUCUGCAAUUUGACCUGCACGUCACUGCAGCCCAACGUGCCAAGAUUUUCAUGGACUGCACCCUUGGCUCGCUUGCUUUUGUCGCCUUGUUCUUCUCUGUGGAUGGCAGUGCAGUUGCUGCCAGAAGCCCCGAAGACUGCCCCAUCGAGCAGACUUCUUUCCUUUGGCUUAUUUUCGUUUCAUCCUUCAGCAUCGCUUUGAACUUCAUCCCACGCAGCCUGUUUCAAUGCCUCGCUUUUAGCCGCUUUGUGCAUGUGGAGAGUCCUGCUGAUCGGUAUUGGAAACUGCGCAUUCACCACUUCAAACAUCUCAGAUUCUGGACUCUGGGUGCUUGCCUCACCGUCCUACACAUGCUCAUCAUCAUGGCCUUCCUAGCAAAUCUCGACCCAGCAGACGAGUGGAAAUGGCUGUUUUCCCUGGCUUUGGUGGUGGUUCGCAAGCUUCUUUUGGUGCCAUCAGUGGCAUGCAUCAUCUCUGGCGUCGUUUCGGAGGUUGGCGGUGUGUCGAAGCGCCGACAGGUGAUUUUCUCACCUCCAAAGAAAUUUGGCUUGAAUGUCGAUGAUCUUGCUCAGUUUGGUGGAUCUCAAUCUAAGAUGCAAGAUGAAGCAGACAAGUCGUCGAUUUGGAACGAGAAAGUUCGGGACCUAGCAGGGCGGGGUCUUACACUCAGACAGUUGCUUGAUUUCUAUGCAGAUUUAGUGUGCCAGCCUCGUAUGAUGCCACACUUCGAUCCGAACUGUUCAACGACGCACGAUGUUGUGCGACACGCCAUUAUUCCAAGCUCCAUGCAGCUGCGCGAAGCUCGCACUUUUGCCGUCCAGGUGCAUCGGGCUGUUGGCCUUGAAUGCUCUGAUCCCGGUUGCCUGCUUCGUGUCUGCCGUCAUGAUUCGGAGCCAAUGCUCAAGCCUUGGAAAGGGGGCUCAAGUUCAGUCAUCUGGGAUGAGACAGUUCUUUUGCAAGAUGUCUUGCCAGAGGAAGGCAUGUACUUUGCAGUGCGAGGCCUUGUGCAGAACAAGGCAGGACAAGAAGAAGUAGAGCUCUUCUCCAUCCUGCCCAGCUGUGAAUUCUGGCACGGCUCGACGGAAAUAGAGGUCCGUCUUGGUGCAGGUGCUUUGGUGGCCUCGAUCGUUCCAUGUGACUCACUUGAAGAAGCAUCUGCAAUCAUGGAAUCCAGCGAUGCCAAGCUUUUGAAAGAAGAUUCAGAGAAUAUGGAGGAGAACGCAAAGCCUCAACCUGUGACACUUGCAAUUUCCAUUUGCCACCCCUUGAUUGAAAAGGAUGCCCAGGAUGAAGGCAGAUCCAAGGGAUUUGCGUACGCAACGAGCAUCAAUGGUGGAAGGCCGUGUUUGGCGCAGAAGAUGGUCACUCACAGCUGGGGUAACAAGUUCUGCCAUUUGAUCAGCGCAAUUUUCGCGGAUGCUCUCGAAGAGGAGACUUAUGACAUCGUGGAGCAGUUGUUGAUGUCCAGGGACUUCGAAGGAGUGUCCGCCAGGUUGCAGCAAAAGAACACACUGGAUGUGCCAUACUGGGUGUGUGCGUUCUCCGUCAAUCAGCACGCAGGAAUUUGCGCCCGGGCGCCGCCCUGCGACUCCAUGGGCCAUGAAAUCACCGCGUGCAGUUGUUCAACUGCGAAGCAUUUUGAGGGAGAUUUGAGUGAGAUGAACAAGUUUGACGACAUGAUGGCGUUCUUGAAGCAGCUCCAUCGGCAGAAAUCGCAGGUGCGCUUGGAGCAGGUGGUGGCAAUGGAGAUCGACUUCAGCUUGCUCACCAGAGUCUGGUGUGUUGCCGAGCUAGUAGAAGCUGACAGGCUGCAUUUGCAUCAGGCUGUGAAGACCCAUUCCGCAUCGUCGUUGGAAAAGUGCGUGGACCAUCUGCUUCACUUGGACGUGAGGGAAGCUCAGGCUUCUUUUCCUUCUGACAAGGAUUUGGUCCUGAGCAAGAUUGAAGACGUGCAUGUUUUCAAUGAGAACCUUCGGAGUUUGAUGUUGCAGCGUUUGGGUACCUUCCUGGCGAUCAACCAGGUCACCAUGACAGCGGCUGCCGCGCUGGACGACGUUUUGGGGGCGGCGUUGAGCAUUCUGAUCGGGUCAUAG
Molecule: messenger RNA, 3510 nt
Organism: Effrenium voratum
Lineage: Eukaryota; Dinophyceae; Suessiales; Symbiodiniaceae
Source: the annotation of a GenBank genome assembly